Messenger RNA from Colletotrichum acutatum, 1485 nucleotides. Its product is annotated as sugar transport protein. The record is from RefSeq and is a predicted model, not a curated record. Gene Ontology annotation, molecular function: carbohydrate:proton symporter activity. The coding region runs from base 1 to 1485 and encodes 494 amino acids. The transcript has 2 exons. Gene Ontology annotation, biological process: transmembrane transport; carbohydrate transport. Lineage: Eukaryota; Fungi; Ascomycota; Sordariomycetes; Glomerellales; Glomerellaceae. Gene Ontology annotation, cellular component: membrane.
AUGCCGCCGCUCUAUGCCAGGGCGUCUAUAGCUACAGGAGCAUGUCUAAUGCUGUGGGGGCUCGACACCGGCAGUAUAGGCCCAAUAACAGCAAUGGAGACCUUCAAGACCUCAUUCGGCCACUUCUCCGCCAUCCUCCACGGCGCAAUCGUCUCAACCCUUCUCAUAACCGGUACAAUCAGCGCUCUCCUAGCAGGCAUGCUAGCAGACCAACUCGGCCGAGUCGCCAUGAUAUCCACCGGCGCCGCCGUGUUCGGCCUCGGGGCCGCCAUCGAAUGCGGUGCCGUCCACCUCGCAAUGUUCAUCGCCGGCCGCGCGGUAAAGGGUCUCGGGACGGGGCUCUUCGUCAGUACUGUCGCCGUGCAGAUCUGCGAAAUCACCCCUGCCAAAACCCGAGGCUUCUGGGUUGCGUUCUCGCAGUUCAUGCUCACGGUGGGACUAUCCCUAGGGUAUUUCAUAUGCUACGGAACGCGUCGUGUGGCGGAUUCGUCGGCGUCUUGGCGGGUGCCGCUUGCUGUUGAGGCGAUUCUGGGAUUCGGACUUGCUGCGACGACGCUGUUUGUGCCGCAGUCGCCUCGGUGGCUGAUGGCCAAGGGUCAAGUCGAAAAGGCUCGAAUGAUCGUCACCCAGCUCGGCAUUAGCGAGGAAGAGCAGCGUGGGAUGCUGGCAUCCAAGGGCAGCCAGGAAGCGGCGGCGGCGGCGGCGGCGGUGUACCCUCCAAACAUGAGCAUGGCGGGCACCGUCCGAGCGACAUUACAAGACUUCCGGAAAGUUCUUUCCAAGCCCUUCCGCUCCCGAACCGCUUUCGGAUGCUUCUUGAUGGUCGCCCAGCAGACCAGCUUCAUCGACGGAAUUCUGUACUACGCCCCACUACUCUUCUGGCAAUCAGGUCUCUCAGAGGAAACGACAUUCCUCUGUUCGGGAAUCCUAGCUUUGGUGAUUAUGGCAGUCACUAUCCCAGCUACCAUCUUCGCAGACAGCUGGGGUCGUCGGACCUGCACCAUCGUCGGUGGGGUUGGCAUCGCUGUCCUUAUGUUCCUGAUGGGGUCCAUGUACGCCUCUAACCAAGUGCGUAGUGACGAGGGCGCCGGCCGGUGGGUGGUGAUCAUAUCUAUUUACCUCUUCGCCAUCUUUUUCAACGGGACCUGGGCGAUUUGUAUCAAGGCUUUCUUGGUUGAGAGUCUGCCGCGCGAGACGAGGUCUAGCGGUGCGGCGCUGGGGCAAGCGGCCAACUGGCUAGCUAACUUUGUCGUUGCAUUGACUGCGCCGCCGUUUCUCGCUGCGUCAUCUUUCGGGCCAUACUUCUUUUACGGCGGCUGUACGCUUGUAAGCGUUGUCGUCUGCGCAGUUUGGAUGACGGAGACGAAGAGUCAGAGUUUAGAGGCUAUUGAGGCGGCGUAUCUUGAGCGCAAGUCGGGCAAUGCUGACGAGAAGAUGACAUGGACGACGACGGCGGAGGGCUUGAGAAGUUCAGAGGAGAUGUAG